This is a messenger RNA of Dufourea novaeangliae, 1848 nucleotides long. It is a transcript of the gene Hk, whose product is annotated as voltage-gated potassium channel subunit beta-2. The transcript has 9 exons. Gene Ontology annotation, molecular function: voltage-gated potassium channel activity; transmembrane transporter binding; potassium channel regulator activity. Gene Ontology annotation, cellular component: cytoplasm; voltage-gated potassium channel complex. The record is from RefSeq and is a predicted model, not a curated record. Lineage: Eukaryota; Metazoa; Arthropoda; Insecta; Hymenoptera; Halictidae. Gene Ontology annotation, biological process: potassium ion transport; regulation of potassium ion transmembrane transport. The coding region runs from base 17 to 1441 and encodes 474 amino acids.
GAAUACACGCCGUAUAAUGUCUCGUUUAAUGUUGUGCAAUCUUGGUAAUACGUCCACGGCAGGAAAUGAUACAAAUAACAAUGCGAAUACAAACAGUAGUAUGGAAGACGAUGACUAUUAUCCGUUACCUACAAUUUAUCGCUGCCGUGCACCUAUAGCGAGUCUGGAUUGCAUGGAAGAAUUCAACGGUGGUAGCGGUGGUGGCGGUGGCGGUGGCGGUGGCGGCGGUGGUGGCGGCGUUGGUGGCGGCGGCGGUGGUGGUGGCGGUGUAGAUACUGGCGUGCACUGCAGCAAUACUGCUGGAACGAAGGAACAGCUACUGACUAACUGCAUUGCCGCACAAGCGCAACGCUUACAGCAUCCUUCGCCAGGUAUUCGCUACCGCAACUUGGGCAAAAGCGGUCUACGUGUUUCCAAUGUUGGAUUAGGUACAUGGACGACUUUCGGUAUCGGAGGUUGCAGUAGCGAAGAGGCAGCUGAAGCGGUGGUUGCCCUCGCCUAUGACAGUGGAAUAAAUGUAUUUGAUUUGAGCGAAGCACACAGCGGACACCGAGCAGAAAUCCAAUUUGGGCGAAUUUUGUUACGACGUGCUUGGAAUCGUUCGAGUUACGUCGUUACCACUAAGAUAUAUUGGAAUACCAAAGCGGAGGGUCGUGGAUUAUCCCGCAAACACAUCAUUGAGUCGGUGCAGGCAUCUUUGGUCAGACUGCAACUCUCUUACAUCGACAUAGUAAUGAUUCACAAAGUUGAUCCAAUGUGUCCUAUGGAAGAGAUUGUACGCGCUAUGAACUACGUUAUAAGCAAAGGUUGGGUGAUGUACUGGGGAACGUCUCGUUGGACACCCGUCGAGAUUAUGGAAGCUUAUACGAAUUGUCGUCAAUUUAAUUGUGUCACACCGAUUGUGGAACAAGCCGAAUAUCAUUUAUUUUAUAGAGAAAAGCCAGAACUUUAUAUGCCGGAAUUGUACAACAAAAUAGGGGUUGGUCUGAUGGCAUGGUCCACGGUCACAAUUGGGAUGGUUUCCGCGAAACCGGAAGACUAUGGUGUGUCCUUUUUAUCAAGAUCUUCUUACAAGAAUAAAUAUUCCUCGUUCAGCUGGACAGAGGAUGAAACUCAAUCUUUGUACAAAGAAGAAUAUGGGUGGAAAGAAAAGUCUGCCGACGAUGAGACACGAAAAUAUUCGGACAAAUUACGAGACGUCUGCGCUCUUGCCGAACGACUUGGCUGUUCGUUCGGACAGUUAGCCAUCGCGUGGUCUUUAAAGAAUGAAAGUGUUCAGUGCCUUCUGCUUGGUGCAUCAAACAUGGAUCAACUAUACGAGAGUCUUCAAAGUUUACAGCUGAUUCCAAAACUGAAUGCGAAUAUAAUGAACGAAAUCGAAAGAAUACUCGACAACAAACCGUCCCGACCACCGAUGAUCUCUACUCUGGCACUCAGAUGACAAUCAAUUUGCCCUCACGGAAGUGGUGGGGGCUCCCUAGAAGAUGGUGGUAGCCCGAAAAGCGAGGGCGCGAAUAGUCAAGAUCAGGAAACAACCAAGGAAUUAACCGGCAAAUUACCAUUUUGCGAAAUACAAUGAAAACACGUAAAAACCUUUACGUACAUGUUUGUGCAUAUUAUGAUCUUGGUCGAAUCAAUAUGAAUCGAGCCUAGUCGAAUCUACAUAUACGGAACAAAUCGAAUAAGGCCAAGCUGGCAAUGAGAAAAAGUUUUCCAUUUAUAUGCAGCAUAUUAAUCAGCGUUUGACGCCCAUCGCGCGAGUGUUUUCACAUAAAUGAAUCGACGACAAUACUAAUGAUUACGGUUAUUUAUUAUAAUUACAGUUACGAUUACGCCUACAACGACUAU